GGGGUUGGAAAUUUGAGUAAUGUGUGUGUGCAUGCUUGUAGAUGUCUUUUGUGCCAUGGGGAAGAGGGGUGGGGAAAGACGGCUGUUGCUUUAAACAAGAAUGCGUUCAUUUUGAGGCAGGAGGGAGGAAGGGUGCCCACCCCAAAAAAACAGCUUUUUCAUCAUUUAAAAUGCACCAAGGAGGGAAAGUGAGGGAGGUGCAUUUGAGAAAGACACAGCCUCCUGGAACUGUGGGGCAGAAGUGAUGGAUUCAGAGCGCGGAAAGGUGACAGUCCUCCCCUGACGGGCCACAGGCAGAACACAACCUGCCCUGGACUCACGUUGUUUACCAGGAAACUGCCUUUAUCGCACAAACAGAGGCAACAUCUGUCUGAGCAGAAGUUUCAAGAGGAUUUCUUUGUUGUAGGUUUUUGGAGAAGCGGCGAUUCUGUUGGACAAAUGUGGCACUUUUGAUAAAAGAUUUUAAAGAGACAAAGAGCGACUGCAUCGGGAAGACAACAACUUGGGAUGACUUUCAACCACUUCAAACAGCUCUGACAACCAAGAGAAACAACAAAAGGAGCCUCGUCAGAUCAGUGCACCUAUUCUGUGAGUUGGACACUAACUAAUGGAGGCCCCUUCAAUAGUCCUGUUGGGGGUCCUUCUUGUUUAUGGACUAACUGUCGGCAUCCAUCAGACACAAGGCCGUCUGGCAGCCGGUGGCCAUGCCAAAAGCAAGAUCCAAGAAUUUGGGAGCAGCGAGGACGUUCUGGAGAAAGAGUUCCUCUAUGCCGGAAGAAGAUACAAGCGUGCUCCGGCCGAACAGCCACAGGACAAGUGUUCCUACACUUUUAUUGUGCCCCAACAAAAAGUGACAGGAGCCAUCUGUGUUAACUCCAAGGAGCCAGAGGCUACACUGGAGACCCGGGUCAACAAACAAGAGGUCGAGCUGUUAAAUGUGGAGCUGCAGAAGCAGAAGAGGCAGAUCGAGACCUUGCAGCAGUUGGUUGAGGUGGAUGGAGGCAUCGUCAACGAAGUCAAGCUUCUGAGGAAGGAGAGUCGAAACAUGAACUCUAGGGUCACCCAGCUCUAUAUGCAGCUGCUCCACGAGAUCAUCAGGAAGAGAGACAAUGCUCUGGAGUUGGCCCAGAUGGAGAACAAGAUCUUGAACCAAACCUCAGAGAUGCAGCAGCUCACCAGUCGAUACAAAGAUCUUGAGCACAAGUAUCACCACUUGGCAUCUUUAGCCACAAAUCAAACUGCUGUCAUUGCCCUGUUGGAGGAGCAGUGCCAGAGUCGACCGCCUCCCCGCUAUCAUCCGCCGGUACCCCAGCCGAGGCCGCAGCCGCCUCCGCAGGCACCACCUCUCAGCAGACCAUACCAGCCGCCUGUUCUUCCAAGAAACAAUCCGAUCAGCAAUGAGAUCCAGAGUGACCAAAAAUCUAUGCCGCCUGUGUUACCAACAAUGCCCAUAGGCACUCACAGUCCAUCCACCACUGACAAACCCUCUGGUCCUUUUAGGGAUUGUCUGCAUGCUCUGGAAGAGGGUCACACGGCCAGCGGCAUGUACCUGGUGAGGCCAGACAAUGCCAACCGCCUCAUGCAAGUGUGGUGCAACCAGAGACACGACCCCGGCGGCUGGACGGUGAUCCAGAGGAAACUGGAUGGCUCCGUUAACUUUUUCAGGAACUGGGAAGCAUACAAGCAAGGAUUUGGAAAUAUUGAUGGGGAGUACUGGCUGGGUCUGGAAAACAUCUACUGGCUGACAAACCAGGGAACUUACAAGCUGCUCGUCACGCUGGAAGACUGGUCCGGCAGGAAGGUGUUCGCAGAGUACGCCAGCUUCAGAGUGGAGAACGAAGCUGACUUCUACAGGCUGAGGGUGGGCCGUUACCACGGUAACGCUGGAGACUCCCUCACCUGGCACAACGCAAAGCAGUUCACAACAUUAGACAGAGACCAUGAUGCAUAUACAGGAAACUGUGCUCACUACCAGAAAGGAGGCUGGUGGUACAACUCUUGUGCUCACUCUAACCUGAAUGGAGUUUGGUACAGAGGAGGUCACUAUCGCAGCCGCUACCAAGAUGGAGUCUACUGGGCAGAGUUCAGGGGCGGAGCCUAUUCACUCAAGAAAGUAGUCAUGAUGAUCCGUCCGAACCCAAACACCUUCCUUUAAACACACAGGAAACCCUAGCUGUUUCUCACACUUCACAAAGUUGGCCUUUUUCAAGAAUGAUCCAGAAAGUGCAAUAUGAAAAUUAGCAGCCUUGUUGUUUUAUUGUUUUUUGACUUGUACAUAUGCUUGUUGCUCAGGAGAUAUUCUGAAAUAUACUUUGGCAAACAUGACAUUUAGAUAGGUAGCUGUAGUAGGAACAGCAUGUAUUUAGUAAUGAAUGAAAAACAUGAGAUGGACACAGGAAACACAUCCAGUGACUUUCUACGAGUUCUGUGCAACAUUAGCAGCUUAAUUAAAUCUAUAGAAGCAGCAAAUCUAAAGUGGAUUUAUAUCAGUUUUUAAACGCUCCCUCAUUUUGUGCUUUAGCAUUACGCACAUAAAGUAUCACCAACAGUAAAAUAAAACCAAACCAACCUUUAGCAUUUUCUUUCCACUUGCUUUGAACAACUAUGACAGCAACUAUAAGUGGUAUUAUUGGCUUACAACCAGUUCUGCCAAAGUAUAUAUACAUGCAAUUUAGAAGAACUUAAACUGACAGGAAACUUGCUGCACUAAUCUGUCUGUGCACCAGAAUCUGCUGAGGCCCCAAUCUUUACUAAAAAUCACCCUUUUUUAUUGUAACAAGGAGUCCUGGAGUAUUUCUUGGCCUAAAAACUAGAAAUAUUUACACAUCAGGAAGCCAAACUUCUGCUUUAAGUGUUUUGUUCCACUGACUGACAUCUGUUUCAGAUGUCAGUCAGUGAUACUUGAUUUAUCUGAACACAUUACAAAAGGAAAAAACUUAUUUUUUCCAUCAGAAUUAAAGCAAAAUUGAGUGCUGCUAAUUAAUUAUCUAAACCUCCUUAUAGUCUCUGAAGUUUUUUAUUUUUUAUUCUCCCAUUAUGUCAACAUUACAGUUUAGUUUUGACUCUUGCCUUAAAAUCCCAUUUCUGAAUUUUCUCUGCAAUUUUUUUCAGAACCAAUUUCUAAUAUUUCAUGCCAGGAUGUCAAUACUCAUUUUCCCUAUACAGAAAAAAAUAUAUACUGCCAAAUAACUGUAUUUUUAUUAUCCGGGUCUGUGCCUGGUCCCCCAUAUGGUCCUUUGAAGUUUGCCCAAAGCAGAACGUGACUUUUAUGUGUCUUCAACCUUUCACAGUUAGAAGGCUUCUUGGCGCAGAAGAACAACAUAUGCACGUUUAGGGAAACUUUUUUUGUGCAAAUGUUAAUGUUCCGAGUGCUUUUAUCUUUGGUACGCUGCAAAAACUUUAUAACUGGAAAACCGUGUAUAGGUGCAUUCCUUGAAUUCAAACAUCAUAUCUUAGCCAUUAACUUUAUGAAUUGGAAAAGAAAAAGAGAAGUCAUGACCAAAAUCCCUCUCACCAUGAACAAAAAUGUAGGACUUGUUUUAGAAGAAUUCAGUGAUUUGCUGCAUUUACUGUACAAAUGGAUGAUGUCAAUAGAUCCAAUACAUUGUGUUUGUACAUAAGAAAUGUGUAAUAUAAUGUGCUGAAACGUUUUUGUCAAGUUGCAAUAAAACAUGUACAGUUUA
Oryzias melastigma (Indian medaka) is the source of this 3683-nucleotide messenger RNA. It is a transcript of the gene angptl2b, whose product is annotated as angiopoietin-like 2b. NCBI's taxonomy places the organism in Eukaryota, Metazoa, Chordata, Actinopteri, Beloniformes, Adrianichthyidae. The transcript is spliced from 5 exons. The record is from RefSeq and is a predicted model, not a curated record. Bases 608 to 2155 code for a protein of 515 amino acids.